This is a messenger RNA of Lagopus leucura (white-tailed ptarmigan), 1401 nucleotides long. Its product is annotated as interstitial collagenase-like. Gene Ontology annotation, molecular function: metalloendopeptidase activity; zinc ion binding. The transcript is spliced from 10 exons. Gene Ontology annotation, biological process: collagen catabolic process; extracellular matrix organization; proteolysis. Bases 1 to 1401 code for a protein of 466 amino acids. Lineage: Eukaryota; Metazoa; Chordata; Aves; Galliformes; Phasianidae. The record is from RefSeq and is a predicted model, not a curated record. Gene Ontology annotation, cellular component: extracellular matrix.
AUGAAGGCCUUUUCUCUUCUCCUCUUGAUGUAUGUGACGGCCUCCUCUGCUUUCCCUGUGGCUCCUGAAGAAGAAGAUGAAGGAAAAAAUACAGAUCUUGUGGAGACUUAUCUACAGAAUUUCUACAAUCUUCAAAAAGAUCAUCGGCAUCAUCUAAGGCAGGGGGGUAAAAAUCAUCUUGCUGAAAAGCUCAAGGAAAUGCAGGAAUUCUUUGGACUACAAGUGACUGGGAAAGUCGAUCGUGACACUUUGGAGAUGAUGAAUAAACCCAGGUGUGGUGUUCCUGAUGUAGAGCAAUACGUCUUCACAGCAGGGAAUCCAAAAUGGAAGAAGACUAAUCUGACAUACAGGAUUGUGAAUUACACCAGAAAGAUGAAACAAACUGAUGUAGAUGAAGCAAUCCAGAAAGCUCUGAAUGUCUGGAGUAGUGUGACACCAUUGACAUUUCAAAAGAUUGAGGACAAAAUUGCAGAUAUAAUGAUCUCAUUCGCUUAUAGAGAUCACAAUGACAACUCUCCUUUUGAUGGCCCUAAUGGGCUGCUGGCUCAUGCUUUUCAACCAGGAGAAGGUCUUGGUGGAGACGUGCAUAUGGAUGACGAGGAAACCUGGACAAAAGAUGGAAGAGGCUACAACUUGUUCAUUGUUGUUGCCCAUGAACUUGGCCACUCACUGGGUUUGUCCCAUUCAAAUGAUCCUGGAGCACUGAUGUAUCCAAAUUAUGCUUACACAGACCCCAAAGAAUUCCUUCUUCCUCAGGAUGACAUUGAUGGCAUUCAAGCCAUAUAUGGACAGUCUAAUGAUGCUGUGCAGCCUACAGGGCCCACAACUCCACAAGUCUGUGACCCUAAUUUGACAUUUGAUGCCAUUACCACUUUGCGUGGAGAAAUGAUGUUCUUUAAGGGCAGGUACAUGCUGCGCAAACAUCCUGAGUGGUCAGAGACAGAGUUAAAUUUUAUCUCAGUGUUCUGGCCAAAUUUGCCAUCAGGAAUUCAAGCUGCUUAUGAGAACAUUGAAAGGGAUGAAGUUUUACUCUUUAAAGAGGAUAAGUACUGGGUUAUCAGAGGAUACGACAUUGCAUACGGCUAUCCCAAACCAAUCUAUCGUUUGGGAUUCCCAAAGACUGUUAAAAGAGUGAAUGCAGCUUACAAUGAUGAGAUCACAGGAAAAACAUAUUUCUUUGUAGCUGACAGAUACUGGAGAUACGAUGAAAACAAAAAAUCCAUGGAUCAUGGUUAUCCCAGAAAAAUAAUCUCUGACUUUGGAAAAAUUGGCAGAGUUGAUGCUGCUUUCCAGAAAGAUGGCUAUGUGUACUUCUUCCAUGGAACAAAGCAGUUCCAGUUUGAUCCUCGCACCAAACGGAUUGUCAAUCAAAUGAAGAGCAUUAGCUGGUUUAAUUGUUAA